Enterobius vermicularis (human pinworm) is the source of this 471-nucleotide messenger RNA. NCBI's taxonomy places the organism in Eukaryota, Metazoa, Nematoda, Chromadorea, Rhabditida, Oxyuridae. The record is from the annotation of a GenBank genome assembly.
AUGGGUGAACAUUCCAUAAUGCAGCUUAAAGCAGCUGCAGAUCAACAAUUGAACAGUUUAGCACAAAAUUUUGUUGGUAAAUGGGAGUUGGAAAAGUCAGAAAAUUUUGACGCAUAUUUGAAGGAACUUGGAAUAAAUUAUUUUUUACGUUUAUUAAGCCGUGCAAUUCGUAACACUUUGGACAUCAGUCUUGUGAAUGAUCAAUGGCGAAUCAAAGUAUUUUCGACAUUUAAAAACUAUGAAAUAAAAUUUGUACUGGACAAAGAGUUUCAAUCAAAAACAAUUGAUGGACGUCCAUAUAAAUUUUUGUUUCAUUUGGACGAAAAUGGUAAAUUGAUCGAGAAGGAAACAAAAAUACGGGAUACUGAUAAAGAUUCAGUGAUUACACGUUGGGUGGAAGGUGAUCAGUUGAUUGUACUUAUGGAAAGUGGUGAUGUUAAUGCUAAACGAUUCUAUCGACGAAUUAAAUAA